Lepus europaeus (European hare) is the source of this 1329-nucleotide messenger RNA. It is a transcript of the gene CEACAM16, whose product is annotated as CEA cell adhesion molecule 16, tectorial membrane component. Lineage: Eukaryota; Metazoa; Chordata; Mammalia; Lagomorpha; Leporidae. The transcript has 6 exons. The record is from RefSeq and is a predicted model, not a curated record. The coding region runs from base 1 to 1329 and encodes 442 amino acids.
AUGGCGCUGACCGGGUGCAGCUGGCUGCUGCUCAGUGCUGCGCUCCUGAACGCGAGGGCUGAGAUCUCCAUCGCCCCGGAGCCCGCGCAGCCGGCCGAGGGCGACAACGUCACGCUGGCUGUGCAGGGGCUGGCGGGCGAGGUGCUGGCCUACAGCUGGUACGCGGGGCCCACGCUCAGCAUCACCUACCUGGUGGCCAGCUACAUCGUGAGCACCGGUGACGAGACACCCGGCCCUGCCCACACGGGGCGGGAAGCUGUGCGUGCCGACGGCAGCCUGGACAUCCACGGGGUCUUGCCCGGCCACUCGGGCACCUACAUCCUGCAGACCCUCAACCGGCAGCUCCAGACAGAGGUGGGCUACGGACACUUGCAGGUCUAUGAGAUCCUGGCCCAGCCCACGGUGCAGGCCAACAACACGGAGCUGGUGGAGCGGAGAGACACCCUGCGCCUGGCGUGCAGCAGCCCCAGCCCCGCCGAGGUGCGCUGGUUCUUCAACGGCGAGGCCCUGCCCAUCGCCCUGCGGCUUGGCCUGUCCCCCGACGGCCGGGUGCUGAGCCGGCAUGGCGUGCGCAGGGAGGAGGCAGGAACCUACCAGUGUGAGGUGUGGAACCCGGUCAGCGUCAGCCGGAGCGAGCCCAUCAAGCUGACCGUGUACUUCGGCCCGGAGCGCGUGGCCAUCCUACAGGACUCCACCGCCCGCACGGGCUGCACCAUCAAGGUGGACUUCAACUCGUCUCUCACCCUGUGGUGCGUGUCCCGCUCCUGCCCCGAGCCCGAGUACGUGUGGGCCCUCAACGGGCGGGCCCUAAAGAACGGCCAGGACCACCUGAACAUCAGCGGCAUGUCGGCAGCCCAGGAGGGCACCUACACCUGCAUCACCAAGAACCCCAAGACCCUGCUGUCCGGCUCGGCCUCCGUGGUGGUCAAGCUCACCGCGGCAGCUGUCACCAUGAUGAUCGUGCCCGUGCCCGCCAAGCCGUCGGAGGGCCAGGACGUGACGCUCACCGUGCAGGGCUACCCCAGGGACCUGCUGGUCUAUGCCUGGUACCGCGGGCCUGCCUCCGAGCCCAACCGGCUGCUCAGCCAGCUGCCGUCGGGGAACUGGAUUGCGGGCCCCGCGCACACGGGCCGCGAGGUGGGCUUCGCCAACUGCUCGCUGCUGGUGCAGAAGCUGAACCUCACGGACGCCGGCCGCUACACGCUCAAGACCGUGACGCUGCAGGGCAAGACUGACACCCUGGAGGUGGAGCUGCAGGUGGCCCUCAGCCUCCCUCGCUCCCUCGAGGACCGGCGCCACCUUCCCGGACCCGACCCCGGCACAGGCUGA